AGGGACACUAAAAAAAUGCUUAUGCUCAUUUGGAUGAGCUGUAUAGUCAUCUUUGAACACUGGAGUAAUAUGACCAUCCCAGAAUACUGGAUACUCUGGAUACUCUGAGAUAAAUGGUCCGGAGCAGUAGUUGGAGCAGAGGCAAGUCUGGGGUUGUGAGAUCUAGAUGCAACAGAUGACAAGCAAAAGGCUGAGGCAACAUUUCUUUUUUUUAGGCUAAACCCAACAUGAUCAGCUCAUAGUUACAUAUGAGAUGUACAAAGCAGAUAAGAGAUCAAAGAUACCACUACUUUAAGAGUCAUGAGAUGUUAAAAGAUAUGACUAUGAGAGAAUAGGAUUUGGGGUGGAAUGGUCGCUAAGUCAGUUUUAGGUUGAUUAAACUUAAGAAGCUCUUUGAAUUGCUGCAUAGCUGGUAACAUCAAUGUCACUUUAACGGACUGGUUGGUUUGUCUUCAACUUAUUCUAUACAACUAGGCAGAAGAGAUGCUGAAAAAGUACUUACAGUCCAAGGACAAUGUGGCUGAAACUCUUCUACAGGCAGAUCAGUCACUCACGGAAGCAGCAAAGGAGGUUGAAGCGGAGCGGAUAAAGGCUGAAGCUGCUGAAGCUGCAAAUAGAGAGUUAGCAGAAAAGCAAAAGGAAUAUGAGCUGAUGAUGGAGCAGAAGGAAAAGAGUUACCAGGAGCAUGUGAGACAGCUCACGGAGAAGAUGCAGCAGGACCAGGAACAGUUAUUAGCAGAACAGGAAAGAAUCAUAGCCCUUAAACUUCAGGAACAAGAACGAUUUCUCAAGGAAGGAUUCCAGAACGAGAGCAGGAAACUUCAGCAAGAGAUUAACAGCAUCAAGCAUAGGCAAGGAGGUGGAAAAUGCACCAUACUCUGAAGGUUCGAGACCCAAACAUCUCUUCCCAGCUUCUACAUCCCAUAAUAUGCCGACUGAGCACCUUCAGGCUUUGACACAACUAUUACUAAACUCAACUCAAAAUUCCAUGUAACUCCAGUCUGUGAUCGCUGUAGAAGUGGAGGUUCAGCCAUCUAUGUUUUAUACCUCCUCCUGGCCUGUGUCAUGCCCAGACCACAAAUGUUUCUCCUUUAUAAUCUUAAGUUUUCCUCUUUCCUACAGUAGAGCUUCGGCAAUCACAGAGCAGGCAACUUUUUAACUAACUUCCAAAAUGAUUUCCUUUUCAUCUCUCUGAGGACUCUGAUGUUUUACUACAGUUCUUCAAAACCUAAACCCUAUCUCCAUUUUCCCUUUUAACUCCCUGCUGUGAUGUUAUGUCUUGAAAUCUCUCAGGAUAAAUGUCUUGGUAUAAGCUUACAGGAACACAAUAUUUUUGAAUAAAAAUUAAUAACUCACUGAAAA
Messenger RNA from Psammomys obesus (fat sand rat), 1362 nucleotides. RefSeq names its product guanylate-binding protein 2-like. The transcript has 3 exons. NCBI's taxonomy places the organism in Eukaryota, Metazoa, Chordata, Mammalia, Rodentia, Muridae. Gene Ontology annotation, molecular function: GTPase activity; GTP binding. The record is from RefSeq and is a predicted model, not a curated record. The coding region runs from base 484 to 882 and encodes 132 amino acids.